This is a messenger RNA of Micropterus dolomieu (smallmouth bass), 1623 nucleotides long. It is a transcript of the gene gfra4a, whose product is annotated as GDNF family receptor alpha 4a. Gene Ontology annotation, molecular function: signaling receptor activity. Gene Ontology annotation, cellular component: signaling receptor complex; external side of plasma membrane. The record is from RefSeq and is a predicted model, not a curated record. Bases 270 to 1592 code for a protein of 440 amino acids. Gene Ontology annotation, biological process: nervous system development. The transcript has 8 exons. Lineage: Eukaryota; Metazoa; Chordata; Actinopteri; Centrarchiformes; Centrarchidae.
GAUUUGGAACAACUGGCUUGAUUUGGUGCAGCUGUAACCCAUUUUUCCUCCAUGACAAAAGUUUGACUGUUAAAAAAUGAUGCUCUGCUCCGCUCCGCUCCUGUUUUUUCAUGCAAUGCUGUGGAUUCCGGCGUCAGCGUAAGUGGCCAGUCAUCACUUGAGAAAUAGCUGCGAUUAUUUCGGUCUUAAUUUCGGUGCCAAUUUCAACAAACAGAGGGCUUUUAUUCUCGCACACCAUCACUCGCCCGGGAUUGCAUCCAUUUGAAUUAAUGUCGCACUCCAUAAUGGACUUCCUCGGACUGUACUUCUUACAGCUGGCUCUUAUUGGAGUCUCACAUAUGGCUCUCUCUGUGGGCGAGAGGGACUGCCUGCGUGCCGGAGACACCUGCUCCAGCGACGACACCUGCAGCCCGCGACUGCGCACCCUCAGGCAAUGUGUAGCGGGGGACGGCAGCGUGAAGCUGGGGCCUGGGGCACGAAACCAGUGUGAGAAUGCCAUGACGGCGCUGCUGUCCACUCCUCUGCACGGCUGCCAAUGUAAACGAGGCAUGAAGAAGGAGAAAAACUGCCUGAGUAUCUACUGGAGUCUGCAUCAGUCUGUGCUGCACGGACUCAGCCUGGUGGAGAGCUACCCGUAUGAACCAGAGGAGAGAGGCUCUGACUACGUUCGUCUGGCCUCCAUUGCUGCAGAGUCUGAAGUAACGACGGUGAACCGCUGCCUGGAUGCUGCCAAAGCAUGUAACAUAGAUGAGACGUGUCAGAAGCUUCGUACGGAAUACGUUUCCUCCUGUAUCCAGCCAUCAGCUCGCUCUGGGCCAUGUAAUCGACCAAAGUGCAACAAGGCGCUAAGGAAGUUCUUUGACCGUGUUCCCCCUGACUACACCCAUGAGCUGCUAUUCUGUCCCUGCACCGACACGGCCUGCGCAGAGCGCCGCCGGCAAACAAUUGUGCCGUCGUGCUCAUAUGAGGACAAGGAGAAGCCCAACUGCCUGGCUCAGCUGCGGAACUGCAAAGCAGACUACGUGUGCAGGUCUCGCUGGGCACAGUUCCAGUAUGAUUGCCAACCUUCCGAGCAGAGCGCCAGUGGCUGCAAGCAGGAGACUUACGCAGCAUGUCUACUUGCGUACACCGGGCUGAUAGGAAGCACAAUAACUCCCAACUACCUUGACAACUCCACAUCCAACGUGGGACCCUGGUGCUCCUGUGCAGCGAGCGGCAACCACAGGGAACAAUGCAAUGACUUCCUCACUUUUUUCCACGACAACGUCUGCCUGAAAAAUGCCAUCCUCGCGUUUGGGAACGGAUCAGAUGUGAAAAUGGGCGCUAGCCAGCCCGGGAUGCCCAGUCCAGCCACGGACAACCAGAGCCCGCAUUUGGCUACCACUGCCCCGGGCGUCUCCAUGGAAACAGAGCAGAACAUUUUGAGAGCACAGAUACCUACUCAGGUAAACGAGAACGACAGAUUGUGGGGCGAUGAGGGAGACUCCACUCUUCCCUCCCCGGGGCUGUCGGACCGCGGAGCCGAGCCCCUCAGCCUGUCCCUGCUGCUCGGCCUCGGUUGGCUGCUCUUGCUGCUGCUCUCUGACCAAUAAGAGGCCCCGCUCACCUGGCCUCCACGGACAA